ACGUGGCGUUUAUUAGUCUAAACUCAUAAAUUAAUGGACUAAGAUUGCGAUUUUUUAAUCUUUUUAUUUUUUAUUUACAACAAUCACUAUAUAAAUAUUUAGUAUAUGUAAUAUUUGUAUCAUUCUUCAAUAAAACAAUUGUUUAAUGUUGACAUUAAACAAUUGUUUUAUGAAUACUGAUUUGUUUUUCGCAAAAUCAUGUUGUGGUAGCCAUUGAUAAUUAUUAGUUAAUGUUACAUAUAAAUUAAAAUAAUCUUGUUAAGUAUGUCGUCUUCCGGAGAUUUUGGUAAUCCUCUUAGAAAGUUCAAAUUAGUGUUUUUGGGCGAACAAAGUGUUGGUAAAACUUCACUCAUCACAAGAUUUAUGUAUGAUAGUUUCGAUAAUACUUACCAGGCCACCAUUGGUAUUGAUUUUUUGUCUAAAACCAUGUAUCUUGAAGAUAGAACUGUAAGAUUACAGCUAUGGGAUACAGCAGGACAAGAAAGAUUCAGAAGUCUUAUUCCUUCCUAUAUAAGAGAUUCUACUGUUGCUGUUGUUGUAUAUGAUAUAACAAAUGCCAAUUCUUUUCACCAAACAUCAAAAUGGAUAGAUGAUGUUCGAACUGAGCGUGGUAGUGAUGUAAUUAUAAUGUUAGUUGGUAACAAAACUGAUUUGACGGAUAAACGACAAGUAUUAGCUGAAGAUGGUGAACAUAAGGCAAAGGAGUUAAAUGUCAUGUUUAUUGAAACUAGUGCUAAAGCUGGUUACAAUGUUAAACAAUUAUUCAGAAGAGUGGCAGCAGCAUUACCUGGUAUGGAUGUAGCUGAGAAUCGACCACCUGAAGACACUGUCGAUUUACAGAAUCAUGCGGCCAAUCAGGGAGACUCACAAGAGUCUGAAAGCAGCUGUAUGUGUUAAUUUUGAAUGUUGAAUUUUUUAUACAUUUGUAAUAAUCUUAAUGCUUUUUAAUUUUUAUAUAUAAAUAAAUUUAAUUAAGUCGUGGAAAACAUUUAAAUUAAUUAGGCAAGUUGCAAUUAUUGGAAUGCGUGGGUUAUGCCCACGUUAAAUCACUUUAGUAUCUACCUUCAUUAUAGCUAGUCACUUAAAACUUAUUUUCUUUUUAUUAUUAUUAUUAUAUAGAUAUACUACUGUAGUAUUAAAUAUAUAUAAUUUUUUUUUAAUUAACAGUUAAAUGCCACAUACUCUGUUAGCCUCAAUAAAAUCUUUACUAUAUAAUAUAGUACAUUUCCUAAAAGUAAAUUACUUUUUUAAUGUUUUGUUCUGUAUUUAUUAUAUUCUUGUAUUAUGUUAAUUAUAUGAUAUUCAGUAGAAUAAUUAUAUUAUUUCAAGUAUUAUUAAAAUGUUUUAAAAUUACAAGAGUGGUUAUAUCUUAUAUUAGUAAAUGUUAAUUAUUAUCCUAUUUAGACAUUUGAAUAUGCAUUUCCAAGUUAUGGUUAUAUACUUGUAUCAAUACUGUAUUUUUUAAGCAAUUAUAAGAGUUAAAUAAACAUAGAAUUCACAUUCUAA
This is a messenger RNA of Rhopalosiphum padi (bird cherry-oat aphid), 1506 nucleotides long. RefSeq names its product ras-related protein Rab6 (gene Rab6). The coding region runs from base 265 to 897 and encodes 210 amino acids. Gene Ontology annotation, molecular function: GTP binding; GTPase activity. NCBI's taxonomy places the organism in Eukaryota, Metazoa, Arthropoda, Insecta, Hemiptera, Aphididae. The record is from RefSeq and is a predicted model, not a curated record. The transcript is spliced from 7 exons.